AAUAAUUUCUAGUUCUUCAAGUUCUCAUCUUAUCACUCAAGACUACUCCAAGCGGUUUGUUAAAGGAAGAAGUUGUCUUCUUCAGAUUUAUCUAUGUCAAAGGACCUUAAAAUUUUCCUUGGAUUGCUAGGAGGGCUAGUGGGUUUUUUACUAAUUGUUAAAAUCAUAGGGGAGCCAAAGAAAGAGGAAAAGAAGACAGGGAAUAAGGACCAGGACAUAGAGACGGUAAUGGAGGCUUAUAACCAUGAAAAACCAUCAGGGCCAAAGGUUGAGGAAACGAUAGAUGAGGAAUUAGGUUUAACAAAGAAACAAACAGUAGAAAGAUUCUUAGAUCAGGUGCUCAAAGAAAAACCAGCCAGGUAUUCAUCUCAAUUGCUUGAAAUUUUCACAUUAAAUUACUCUACCAAAUUAGGUGAAGGUGGGUAUGGAGCAGUUUACAAGGGAUAUUUUCCUAAUGGACAUCAGAUAGCUGUUAAAGUACUGAACAACAAUGGCCUAGACAAGAGAGUUGACGAGCAAUUCAUGGCUGAAGUCAACACUAUUGGAAGAACAUACCAUAGGAAUCUAGUAAGGCUUUAUGGCUUCUGCUUUGAAGAAAAGACCAAAGCUCUAGUUUAUGAAUACAUGGAAAAUGGAUCUCUUGACAAGCUAUUGUUUGAAAACAAACAUGAAAUUGAGUGGGACAAGUUGUAUGAGAUAGCAGUUGGGGCAGCCAGAGGGCUUGAGUAUUUGCAUCACUUCAGCCAUAGGAGAAUAAUCCAUUAUGAUAUUAAACCUGCAAAUGUUUUGCUCGAUUCUAACUUUUGCCCAAAGAUUGCAGAUUUUGGACUAGCAAAGUUGUGCAAUCCGGACAGCACAAAUGUAACCAUGUCAAAAGUUGGAGGAACUCCUGGUUAUGCUGCACCAGAGGUUUGGAUGCCGUUUCCCGUAAGCUACAAAUGCGAUGUUUAUAGUUUCGGGGUGAUGCUGUUUGAGAUUGUUGGAAGGAGGAGGAAUUUUGAUGUGAACUUGGAUGAGAGUCAAAAGUGGUUUCCGACACAAAUAUGGGAAAAGUUUGAAAAGGGAGAAUUGGAGGAGAUUUGGGACAAAUGUGAAAUUGAAGAAAAAGACAGGGAAAAAGCCAAGACAAUGGUAACAGUGGCUCUGCAGUGCGUCCAAUACUUGCCAGAGGCAAGACCUUCCAUGAGGAAUGUUGUAAAGGUUUUAGAAGGUGGAGCUGAAGCUGCGACUCCCACAAAUCCAUUUCAGCACUUGAUUUCAUCAGCUCUUGUACCUUCAAGCAUGGUUAGCAGCUCAAAUUCAACAACAGAUUAUGAUGAGGAUUACAGGGAUGAUACCACAAUCAUGAGAAGAUAUGAGAUUCAAUAUGCAACUUCUUAGCAUUGAGUGACAAAUUGAAGCCUUUAAAGCGACCCAAAUUUGAUAAGAAAGAGUACGACGAGGUAUUACAAUUAUUAUUUAUAUUAUUUGGAUAUAUCUAUUACAUAAAACAAUAUCUAUUUGUAUAUCGUGGAUUAUUAUAAUCGUUUAUAUUAAAUUUGUCUGAAUUGUUGAACUUUGCUGUCACUCAAUGUAUGAAAAUUUUAUAA
Messenger RNA from Durio zibethinus, 1589 nucleotides. The record is from RefSeq and is a predicted model, not a curated record. Lineage: Eukaryota; Viridiplantae; Streptophyta; Magnoliopsida; Malvales; Malvaceae.